CGAUCACAUCCCCCCGGUUCCAACAAUCGUCCCCUCAACAUUCACCCACCUUCCCUUUCCACUUCUUCCUCAACCCCUGUGCACCAGGUGCGGCUGCGACACCACCCCAUACCCCUCUCAUCACAAACCCACCUAGUGGCAGCUACCCCAUCCCCUUCAUCAACAACGAACCCACCCUCCCUUCCCACCCCGGAUCACUGCCCCCCGCUUGUGUCAGCAACCCCACCCCACCCGCCUCUCAAAACCCGCCCAGACCUCGCCCUGGAAGCUACCCAGCCCUAGUGGCCACCACCAUCCCACCACCAUCCCACCACCCCACCACCACAGCUCUCCUCUCCUCCCCGAUCACGGUGCAGCAGCUUGUGGCCAUAAUCAUCCCCAGAUUGAUGGCUCCCUGUUCCCAGCAGCGGAGCCUCCCGGCUCACAGGAGAUAAGAAGGCCUUGGGCCUUGAGACAGGCGGACGGCGCAGAAAGCAGAGCGCUGCGUGCUCCUUCCCCUCAUGCGUCAGCCUUGUGUUUGUGUGCAUGUGUGUGUGCGGCCACUGCAUACUGCAUACGUGCGAUAAUGACCACAUCCUGGCUCUGCGCUGCAAACACGUAAUUUUUUUGAACAGUUGCUGUUGUUGUUGUUAUCACUCACACAGACGGACACGUUUGUGUUUGUGAAGUGCUGUGUUCGGACAAUCAAUGUUUUCUAGCGCAACGGAUAAUACCCCUGCAGCCUCUCCUGAACUCUCCCUUCUGCCAAGAAAAAUAUUUUUCGAAAACCCACGAACCAUGUUAAGCUGAUAUUUUCUUAUCUACGUGGGUGGGUUUCAGAAACCAGUGAUCAAGGUUUCAGUGGUGGGUGGGAGACGACCAGCAAGCAGUUUGUGUUUGUUUGUGUGUGUGUGAGUGUGAGUGUUUGUGUGUGUGAGUGUGUGAGAGAGUACAUGUGUGUAUGUGGGAGCGGAGGCGGCUGUAGCACCACACUCCUCAAUGGCAGGCAACAGCACGGCCAUAUGCAACAUCACCUGCCAGGUAGAUUCCAGCAUCGACGAGUUCUUCCACCCCACCAUCUACAUCAUCGUCAUCGUGCUUGGCCUGCCCGCCAACUGCAUGGCCCUGUGGGCUGCCUACCAGCAGGUGAAGCAGAAGAAUGAGUUGGGAGUGUACCUGAUCAACCUGUCGGUGGCGGACCUGCUGUACAUCGCCACUCUGCCACUCUGGAUAGACUACUUCCUGCACCACGACAACUGGGUGCAUGGUCAGGAGUCCUGCAAGCUGUUUGGCUUCAUCUUCUACACCAACAUCUACGUGGGCAUUGCCUUCCUCUGCUGCAUCUCCGUUGACCGGUAUCUGGCGGUGGCACACCCGCUCCGCUUUGCCAAGGUGCGGCGGGUGAAGACCGCGAUGGGCGUCAGCGCCGUGGUCUGGGUGAUCGAGGUCGUGGCCAACUCGGCGCCGCUGUUUCACGACGAGCUGUUCGAGAACGGGCACAACCUGACGCUGUGCUUCGAGCGCUACCCCAUGCAGGAGUGGGUAGCAGGCAUGAACCUGUACCGCUCCUUCCUGGGCUUCCUGGCGCCAUGGCUGGUGAUGCUAGCCGGCUACCGCGGCAUCGUGCGGGCGGUGCGCACCAACGUUUCGACGGAGCGGCAGGAGAAGGCCAAGAUCAAGCGGCUAGCGCUGAGCCUGGUGCUAAUCGCGCUGCUGUGCUUUGCGCCCUACCACGUGCUGUUACUAUGGCGCAGCGUGCUCUUUCUCCAUCACCCGUGCGACUGCAGUGGCGAGGAGAUGCUCUUCACCGCUUACCACGCCGCGCUGGCGCUCACCAGCCUCAACUGCGUGGCCGACCCCAUCCUCUACUGCUUCGUCAACGAGGGGGCGCGCCACGACGUGGGCCGGGCCUUGGCCAGGCUACUCGCCGCCAUGAGCUUCGGCGGGGCGACAACGCUGCCGAUGCACGCCGACGGGCUCACGGGCGCCUCGAUGACCUUGGACACGCCCCUGUCGACCAAAAAGAACUCAACGUUCUGCGCGGAACCGACGGGCAAGCCAACGAGCGGCUACAAGGCCGAGCUGGAGGCGUUUAAGGAAGAGUGUCUUCAGAUGACCAUUCUCAGUGUUAAGAAGUGAGCAGCAGACGACAUCCCACAAUCCCCACACUGUCCAUUACAUGCAGUACAUGCAUUUGUUACCACUCGGUUGCAACCACUUGAAGCUCGAACUUGCGUCCUUCCAGUCACAGCUAUGAUUCGGCAUGGGAGACACAGGUAGUAUAGCACUGAGCUAAAGUUCCAGACCGAUAGCUCAGCACUACCGCAGCUGUAUGAGGCUCCAGGAGGGAGGUUUGCUAACGUUCUAUCGCCAAACUCUUCUAGUUGGCAUUCAUUACACAUCCAUUAUUUGUUUCAGUAAUUUAGAUGUAUGAACGAAUGUGACAAAACAUUUGUGAUCAAUGCAUGCGCGAUUGACGAUGUGUCGGAUUAUUGUCUACUGCUUUGAACCUUUGAGCCUCGGUUGUGUACAUCCAAUGCACCCGUUUGAUCACUGAGGUGUCCAAAAGCACUCUAUGAUGAAGAGAAGAUUGACAGAGCAGCGUCAAGAGGACGGAUGCAUUAACAUUGGCUCAUAUGUAGUGCACAGUGUAAUGAAUGAAUGCGUUUUUGAUUUGGUGACAGACUCUGUUUCAAAGCAGGAAAUGUGCUCUCGUCCAGGUCCGAGACCGGGAUCACCGGUACAAAAGGAAGGGAGGAUCUGGGCAUGUUCAACAUGACUAGUCACGUCACAACUUUUCACGAUGGGGUGUCGGUAACACUGGCUUGUGCACUAUGUCCUUGAGCACUAUGUAGUGAGCGAAUUAACAUUUUGCAUUUGCCAACAGUCUCUGUCACUCUCAUCCUGGGGCCGGGGAGGAAUCGGUACAAGGGAAGGAAGGAAAUGACUACUCACCCAACCAUGUCCAAAGUAGCUGACCACUCCAAUGUUAUAGUGUCCAGGGUGUGAGUGGCACUGGCCUAUUCACUUUUAUGGUGCAGUAUGUGGAAAAUGAAUGAACGUGUUGGAUUUUCUGAGUGCUAACAGACUGUGUCUCAAGCAGGAAAAUGACACUAUUCCUCUCUCUGUGGUUUCUAGAAUACUGAAGGACUCUUAAGGUUUUUGGUCAGCCUCAUGACUAGAUGUGAUGUCAAUAUUUGGGUUCAUUAAGUCUGAAUACUGUACUGUAUAAUAUGCGCUGUAGACAGUGUAAUCGAAGGAUAGGAUUGAAAUUCCGUUUAUGUUUUUCUCUCUCUCUCUUUUUCAUGAAAGUUAAUUUAUUGUUGUUCCCUUCUUCUGACGUGAGCAGCCUUAGUUCUGACAGCUACAAGUACACAUUAAUUCCAUGUUUAUAGCAGUGGGAUACCAAGCCUCACAUACGUAUCUCUGUUUUAUUUAUAAUACACACAAGGACGCACUUGUGGUGCGACGAGACACCCAAAGUCAAAAAGGUUACUGAAUGUCACUUUCUGUAAUGUUUUCAUUUUUUUGUUUGUCUGUUUGUUUGUUUUGUGCACUUGUUUACAUUUCUCCAUCAGAGCUUUCUGAAUGCCUUGCAUAUAAGCGCAGUAAGUUGAAUGUUACUACUCUCUCACCACAGGGUUCUAUCUUCAUGUAGCAUCAUCAUCAUUGUCAUUGUCAUUGUCGUUGUCGUUUUCGGGGCUGUUGUUGUUGCUGCUGUUGUUGUUGUUGUUGUUGUUGUUGUUGUUGUUGUUGUUGUCAUGUCAUCAUCAAUGUUGUAAC
This is a messenger RNA of Engraulis encrasicolus (European anchovy), 3762 nucleotides long. It is a transcript of the gene gpr4, whose product is annotated as G protein-coupled receptor 4. The transcript has 4 exons. The record is from RefSeq and is a predicted model, not a curated record. Gene Ontology annotation, cellular component: membrane. The coding region runs from base 979 to 2118 and encodes 379 amino acids. Gene Ontology annotation, biological process: G protein-coupled receptor signaling pathway. NCBI's taxonomy places the organism in Eukaryota, Metazoa, Chordata, Actinopteri, Clupeiformes, Engraulidae. Gene Ontology annotation, molecular function: G protein-coupled receptor activity.